Messenger RNA from Sipha flava (yellow sugarcane aphid), 1547 nucleotides. RefSeq names its product protein ALP1-like. Bases 238 to 1449 code for a protein of 403 amino acids. The transcript has 2 exons. NCBI's taxonomy places the organism in Eukaryota, Metazoa, Arthropoda, Insecta, Hemiptera, Aphididae. The record is from RefSeq and is a predicted model, not a curated record.
CGCGAAUUUGCGAAUGAUGCGAACGAAUUCGCGUUGGCCGCAUUCGCCGCUCGCAAUCGUGUCCUACCUAUUUGCGGCGAACGCGAAUUUGCGGCUGACAAUAUUCCGAUAUUUUUUGUUUUUUGACGUUCAGUCGUACAGUGUGUUUUGAAGUGUAAUGUGCGGUAUAUGUGUUUAUAUUCAGCUCUUUUAUAUUUUUCAUUCUUAACUUUUUGUUAAAGACUAAGUCAACUAAAAAUGUCAUCGAAUUUACAAAAACAAUUAUUUUUAUUCGAAAGUACUACACUAAAAUAUUUACUGUAUAAAAAAUAUUUAAAAAAAAGAAGAUCAGUUGUAAAUUCAAUUAUUUAUAAAGAUAGACUUGUUUUUGGUGAAUUCUUUCACCUAUACCCACAGUUGCGAAAAAAUGAAACUUCAUUUCGAUCUUAUACUAGAAUGACUACCGAUACAUUUGAUUAUAUUUUAAAACUAAUAUCACCGGAAUUUGAUCUCAAGACCACAAAUUUCCAAGAACCUAUUUCCGUAGAGCAGAGGUUACUUGUAACAAUAAGGUAUUUAGCAACAGGACUAGCAUUCAGGCAAAUCGCAAUGUCAUUUAGAAUAUCUAAGUCCGCAGUCUCAAGCAUUGUUAUUGAAGUGUGUAAAGUAAUAUGGAAUACGUUAAAAUUCAAACACAUGUCUACUCCAAGCGUCGAUACUUUUAAAAGCACAGCAAUAGAAUUUCAUGAAAAAUGGAAUUUUCCAAACUGUGUGGGAAGUAUCGACGGCAAACACAUCAGACUGCGAUGCCCUCAAAAUUCCGGGAGUAUGUAUUUUAAUUAUAAACAAUAUCACUCGAUUGUUCUAAUGGCAGUAGCUGACGCGAGUUAUAGAUUUUUGAUGAUAGACGUGGGUGGAUACGGGAAAGAUAGCGAUGGUGGUGUUAUGGUAAAUUCUAAAUUUUACCAACGUAUCGAAAACGGUUCGCUUAAACUACCGAAUGAAAUAAAAUUACCAAAUUCGAACGUCUUGGCUCCUUUUGUGUUUAUAGGAGAUGAAGCUUUUCCAUUGAGAAAUUACUUAAUGAGGCCUUUUCCAAGAAAACAGUGUCAAGAAAACGAAAAACAGUAUUACAACUAUAGACAUGCGCGAGCACGAAUGACAAUCGAGUGUGCAUUCGGCAUAGCUUCAUCAAAGUUUCGAAUUCUAUUAAAAUCAAUAGAAACAAAAGUAGAAAACGCGGAUCAUAUUGUAAAGGCUAUUUGUAUUUUACACAAUACAAUAAUAGAUUUGGAAAAAAAAUCAUCAACACAACAUUACGCCCUAGACGAUUACGAAACAGACAUAUCGAAGGGCCAUAAUCAAAUGAUAUCGCUGAAUUACAAAGGCAGAGCCAACAAUCGAGCGUCAAGUACCGCAAUUAAUAUAAGAAAUAGAUUUGUGAAGUAUUUUAAAGAUAAUAAAAUUUAAAAAUAAUUUUCUACAAACAUUAAUAUCGCAAUCCUCACGGGACACCCUGUAUUUUAUAAUCAUUUCCAAGUAUGUUAAUACAUAUUUUGUCACUAUAC